CUUCGCACAUCGGAAAUUAAAUGACGUGUUGUCAGGAUUACACCAUCCAUUUAGAUCUACAAGUAGAAGCUCUUUGAAUUAAAAAUGUCUCUCUAUAACUUCAAGAAGAUAACAGUUGUGCCGAAGUCUAAGGACUUUAUUGACAUUGUCCUGUCGAAGACUCAACGCAAGACCCCAACAGUUGUUCACAAGCAUUAUAAGAUCAGCCGAAUACGGCAGUUCUACAUGAGAAAAAUCAAGUUUACACAGCAGAGUUACCAUGACAAACUUCAACAGAUCAUUCAGGACUUUCCCAAGUUAGAAGACGUUCAUCCAUUCUAUGCUGAUCUGAUGAAUGUAUUGUAUGAUAAAGACCAUUACAAGCUUGCCCUGGGUCAGAUUAACACAGCCCUGCAUCUCAUUGACAAUGUCGCAAGAGACUACUGCCGACUGAUGAAGUAUGGUGAUUCGUUGUACCGGUGCAAGCAGCUGAAGAGGGCUGGUAUGGGACGAAUGUGCACCAUCAUGAAGAGGCAAGGUCAGAGUCUGGAGUACCUGGAGCAGGUCAGGCAGCAUCUAUCAAGGCUGCCCUCUAUAGAUCCAAACACACGCACACUCCUACUCUGUGGGUUCCCCAACGUUGGCAAAUCAAGCUUCAUGAAUAAGGUCACUAGAGCAGAUGUAGAAGUCCAACCCUACGCUUUCACCACCAAGUCUCUCUUUGUGGGUCACAUGGACUACCGGUAUCUUCGUUGGCAGGUGGUCGACACACCCGGUAUCCUAGAUCAUUCCCUUGAAGAUAGGAACACCAUUGAGAUGCAAGCCAUCACAGCGUUGGCACAUCUCCGGGCAGCAGUUCUCUAUGUCAUGGAUGUAUCAGAACAGUGUGGACAUUCAGUUGAAGAACAGAUGGAGUUAUUUGAGAGUAUACGCCCCCUGUUUGCCAACAAGCCUCUUAUCAUUGUAGCUAACAAGACAGAUAUAGUUGAGCUCAAAGAACUCAGUGAGGAACAGCAGGAGUUCUUCAGGAAAGCUGAAGCAGAUGGAGUUACUGUGAUACAGACAAGCACAGUCACAGAGCAAGGCAUCAUGCAAGUCAAAACAGAGGCAUGUGACAGACUCCUCUUACAAAGGGUAGACAUGAAGAUGAAAGGUCGUAAGGUCAAUGAUGUCCUUAAUCGCCUCCACAUAGCCAUGCCUUCUCCAAGAGAUGAUAAGUCAAGACCGCCCUGCAUUCCCGCUGCUGUGCUAGCCCGCAAGGAAGCCAUGGAGACGGACCGCAAGAAACGGUCACUCCGAGACGAGGAGCUCGAGAUGGGAGAUGACUUCAUCCUCGAGCUACAUAGAGAAUGGGAUCUGAAGAACGAAGAAGAGAAGACAGAUAUCAUCCCUGAGCUAUGGAUGGGUAAGAACAUAGCAGACUAUGUGGAUCCUGAGAUUGAUGCCAAGCUGGCUGAGCUGGAGGAGGAGGAAGCCAUGAGAGAGGCGGCUGGUGUCUAUGACAAUGCAGAAUCAUCUGAGGAUGAAGAGAUGAAGGAGAUCAGGGUAACAGCAAGGAAGAUCCGUGACAAGAAGAUCCUGUUACAGAUGGAAUCAAGAGAAAAGAAGAGGAUCAGACAUCCGUCUAUUAUUAGGAAGACUGAAGGGAUCAAAAGGAAGCGCUUUGAGAGUGAGAUGGGUGGAUUGGGUGUGGAUAUUGCAGGUGAUAACUUUACCCAGAAUCGUGGAAGGAGUACCAGUCGUGCUCCAUUGGUCAAGAAGCGUCGUACAGACUCCACUGGACGUGAGACAAGCAGUAUGAGAACACCAAGGGAUGAGUCUGGCCUUAGAGACGUAAAGACGCGUAAGAAGGUUCGUACCUUGUCCAAGGUGUCUCAGCGCAAGAUGAACAUGAACGCUAAGAAGGGCGAGGCCGAUCGUAACAUCCCUUGCAAGAUGCCCAAACAUUUGUUUGCUGGAAAGCGAAAGGGUGGAUCCACAAGCAGACGAUGAGGAUGAGUGAAAACAGGAACACAAUAAAUGGGUUAUACAAUGUAUGCUUCAGUGACAAUUGCUCUGUGGUCUAUUUCAAACAUUACCCAGUCUUCUACCUUCAAGCCUGGAUCCAACAUGUUGGCCGACACUACACCUAACCCUAUAUCUCUGAUAAAACCAAGCCUGGGGCAUUUGUCAUUGGAGCAACUGUUGGAUCAGUGAUAAAUGGUCCAGGAAGCUUUUGUGGAGAUAUGUUAGGCAGCAUGUUUCUCCCUAGCAAAAUCAACUAUAUGAAAGUUUAUGGUUACAUGGAUAUGGUCUUAACGGAAGCAGACUAUUAUUUUCAUUUAUGGCUGGUAUCGUAGUCAGAUUUUGCCUUUAUUCUGGCUUCUCACUUAACUGUAGCUAUGACUGCAUUCUCAAGAUUGUUAUCUUAAUGCUUCUUUAAUUCAUAUACAUGUAUAUCUACAUUAAAUUGUUUUGAGAACUAUGUGAUAAUUGAUAAAAUAAGCUGACAUAUACAGUAUGUGGCAUUUAAGAUGCCAUCUGUUAUUGAUUUGUAUGCUUCAAGUCAUUAAUGUGCGUGCAUCAAUCAUUCUUGAUUAUCUGACCCCACUUUCAUAUUUUAUUAACAAUGCAGUACAUAAUUGUUUAUUCAAAACAUAAUUCUUCCAUUAGUCUUUGCUCUUUAGGAAGUAGAAUAAAAAAGAAUUGAGUUUAUGAUGUUGAUAUUUUAGAGGAAUGUAUAAUCAUGACCCCAAAUUGUCUCAGUAUUAUGUUUCAUUAAUUUGUUGGGACAAAUACUCUAUUAUGCAUUGUAUACUUAUAUGAAAUUUUAAACCGUGAUCAGAGUUAUUUUAAUCUUCAAAAUUAUGACAAGAAUACAAAUACAAAGUAUUUCACCUUUUCCCACUAUUUUAAUUUUGUAUUUAAAAAGUGUCAAAAUCCUCUGAUUUAAUCUGUUUUUCUAUUUUGUGAAACAGUUAUUUUUAUGACCCGUUAUGUAUAACUGAGAGGUCAACCUUUUAUUAAGCCCACAUUUUGGUGUUGAUAUCUGAAGAGAUACAUUUUUUUAACAAUUACAUGUAUUUGAAAUUAAUACUUUUAAAAUUGUGGUAAAUCACUUAAUGCUCUCAAUAGGCACAAUACUCAACAGUAUUAUUUGUAGUCUCUCUCUACUUGGAAAGGAACAUUUAAUAGUAGGAUCGCAUUUUUUUUGGUCAUCCUUUUUCUUUCUCAGAUGGCAUCUUAUGAUAUUGUAUUUCAAGAAUGUAAUAAAGCCAUAAUAUUAAAUGAUAAGUUUAUCUGCAGACACAUAAUAAUACAAUGUGGACAUUGACUGCAUGUAUAAUGGGUAUUAUGUAGCUUACAAUUGAAUCAAGGAAUUUCAUAUUGUUACGAUGCUGAUAUGCAUGUAUUUUAUGUUAAAAUAUACCUAUUAUCAUACAACUUCA
Molecule: messenger RNA, 3407 nt
Organism: Strongylocentrotus purpuratus (purple sea urchin)
Lineage: Eukaryota; Metazoa; Echinodermata; Echinoidea; Camarodonta; Strongylocentrotidae
Gene: gtpbp4
Product: nucleolar GTP-binding protein 1
Exons: 14
Coding region: 85-1971 (628 amino acids)
Biological process (GO): ribosomal large subunit biogenesis
Cellular component (GO): nucleolus
Molecular function (GO): GTPase activity; RNA binding; GTP binding
Source: RefSeq, a predicted model, not a curated record